AUGGCGGAAAUAACUCAGGAACGUUUAGAGGAUCGACUUCCCGAAUUACAGCAGUUGGAGCGCACUGGACUCUUCAGUGAGGCCGAGAUUAGGGCAAUCAUUAGGAAGGUUUCAGAACUAGAAUAUGGAAUACAGCGAAGAAGUCUUUCAAAGGACAGCUUUAUCAGAUAUGUUCAGUAUGAAAUUUACCUUUUGGAUCUGAUCCACAAAAGAAGAGCUCGUGCUGGAUACACAUUUAAGAAGGAUGAGAUUGAGGACCCUAUGAUACGUCGGAUACAGAGUGUCUUCCAACGUGCAACGAUUAAGUGGAAAGAUGAUGUUAAGCUUUGGCUGUCUUUUGUAGCCUUUUGUAGGAAGUGGGCUGCCAAUGUUCAACUUAGCAAGUUAUUUUCUUCCUUGUUGGCCUUUCAUUCGAACAAGCCAGGUUUGUGGAUUUUGGCGGCGAAAUGGGAAAUGGAAGACCACUUGUCUUCAGAAAGUGCAAGACAGCUAUUUCUUCGGGCUCUGCGCUUUCACCCACGUUACCCGAAACUUUAUGAAGAAUACUUUAGGAUGGAGCUGAUGCAUGCUGAAAAAUUGAGGAAGGAAAAGCAAGAGUUUGAAAAAGCCAACAUGGAUGUGGGGAAUCUCGAGCAUGCUGAAGAAGUCCUUACGGGCGAGUUGGCACGGAUCAUCUAUAAGAAUUCUAUAAGUGUAAUUAAAAGUGCAAAAUUUCAUGUGUCACUGCUUUCAAUUGCACAGCAGUUCGACUUUGCCAAAGAUCUGCAAAGAGAAAUUUACAAUGACCUUAAGGCUCUGCACACAGACGACCCCCUCACUUGGGACUAUGUGGCCCGGCAAGAAUUAGUGAUUAAAUCACAGCCAGGAGAAGAGCUGCCUACAACUAAACAAGCCAAAGCGAAGGAGGUGGGCCGCCGGGAAGAGAGGUGCUGUGCUGUGUACGAGGAGGCGGUAAAAACUCUGCCCACAGAGGCUAUGUGGAAGUGUUACAUGAACUUCUGCAUGGAGAGAUUUACUAAGAAGACAAGCAGUCGCCUCCUCAGAAAGAAGAGGCUGGAAAGAACCAUGGCUACAUUCUGGAAGGCACAUGAGCUGAAACUUUUACCAGAACUCCAGUACAGGCAGUUGAGCAAGUUGUUGCUGUACCGACAGUUGCUUAAGGAAUCCCUGGAGGUGGCAGACGCUGGGGUGGAAUUGUUCAGAAAAUCAGUGGAGAUGUGGCAGGUGAAGCUGGAGGCCCUGAUUUCAUCAGAGAGCCAGGAGAUGACCAAGGUUUUUAACCAAGCCUUUGAGUACCUGAAACCCCAGAUUUGUCUUCCCUUGUGGCUUACUUGGGCACAGUGUAGUGAAGAGAUCGGAAAGCAAGAAGAAGCUGAAAUGAUCUAUAAGAGAGCUGUCUUUCGUCUCUCAGGAGAUGACUCAGCCACUAUGAAGGAAAUGUACCUGGCUUGGGCUUAUCGAAGUGGUGGUUACAAAAAGGCCAGAGAUGUAUUUAAAAGUUUACAGGAAAACCGUCCAUUUUCAGUUGAUUUUUUCAGGAAGAUGAUUGAGUUUGAGAAGGAGCAAGAAUCCUGUAAGAUGGAAAACUUAAGAGAGUAUUAUGAGAGGGCUUUGAGAGAAUUUGGAACUGUUGAUUCUGAUCUCUGGAUUGAUUACAUCAAAGAAGAAUUGAACCACCCACUUGGUAGACCUGAGAACUGCGGACAGCUCUAUUGGCGAGCCAUGAAAAUGUUGCAGGGAGAGUCAGUAGAGCAGUUUAUGUCUAAACAUGCUCUGCAUCAAGCCGGCCGUUUGUGA
Molecule: messenger RNA, 1797 nt
Organism: Rangifer tarandus platyrhynchus (Svalbard reindeer)
Lineage: Eukaryota; Metazoa; Chordata; Mammalia; Artiodactyla; Cervidae
Source: the annotation of a GenBank genome assembly